AUGCAGCAAACACCAGUCGUGCCGCCCCGUCCGUCCAGGGCGACGGACAAGGACGCCUCCCCGGCAAUGCCCAAGAUCCCUCCGCGCCCUGUCAACAAGCGGCUCGACCGCUCCGUCUCGCCCAACCCCGACCGCUUCGCGCCCUCGCCCCUGAACAGCGGCAUCGCCCCGCGGGACCCCAAGGCCGCACGCCUCAGCGCCCACUACGCCCACAAGGAGCAUGCCGAGGACCCUAUCGAGCGCUCCGGCAGUGUGCCGAUGCCCUCGGUCGGCGAGGAGGGCGUCGAGUACAGCGCCGUGGCCAAUGAGCUGGAACACGAGCGGGCGACAUCCCCCGAGCAGACGCGCACCAUCGGCGAGGACCUCAAGCUCCACGCCCCGAAGCCCUCGCUCCCUGCCGUCAGCGCCAAGCAGCAGGUUAUGGCCGUGACCCGGACCGACUCGGACAGGGCUGCGUCCUUUGGCAUCGGUCGCCCCACGAGCGACGCUGGCGAACGGUCCGGCUCGCGCAACAGCUUCAGCCAGAAGAAGCGCCCGAGUAGCACUCUGUCCACCUACAGCGACCACCAGACCGAAGACGAGCACGGCAUCCCCGAGAUCGGCCAGCGCGUGCCCAUGAACCCUCACCUGGGCGACGUCCAGGCCCCUUCUCCCGGCCCCGGCGCCGAGAGCAACGGCAACAAGAAGCAUCACAGCCGCAAGCACAGUGCCACCCGUCUCCCACCCGGGAGCUACGGCCUUCACGGCCACGGAAUGACGCCCCAGGACAAGCUCGACAAGGCCUACUACCAGAAGCACCCGGAGGCUCUCGAGAGGGAAAAGCACACCCCGCUACACGAUCGCCAAAACGACUAUGCCAUGAGCAGCUCUGAUCUGAACAAGCUCGUGCGAGACACGGCCAACCGCCAGGCUGCCUUAAGCAUCGCCGAUAUGCGCGGCACGCCCACGGAUGAGGUCGCCUUCCAGGCUAGUGAAGAGUACGCGACGCGCAUGUCCUCGCGCCCCACGUCCAUCAUCGCCAAGGAUGCCACCGAUAAGGCUAAGUCUGAUGCUGAGGCGGGCGACAAGCCCAUCCACGUGGACGAUGCUAGGCAUCCCGAGUUCUAUCAGUACGGAGACGAGGACAACGCUGAGGGCGGCGAGGAGGAAGAGUACACCGCCCCCAUCCUGGCCCAGGAUGAGGUGCUCAAGGAGAAGGAGCGCAACCACCACCACCCCGCUGUGCGCCCUCACCUCGAGCGCCGCCGCAGCUCGCAGAGCUACGAGGAGGCGCCCAGUCGCCCCACGAGCCGCCCCAGCAGCAUCCGCGUCACCAUCUCUCAGCCCGAGUAUAGCGCGACGACGCUGGAGGACGUGGAGGAGUACGAGCCGCUCUUCAACGACGAGGGCAAGGAGACCAAGCGGGCCGAGAAGCCCAAGCACGAGCCUGCCGACGAGAACGAGUGCCGCCACCACUUUCCCAGCAAGGAUAUUUGGGAAGACGCCCCCAGCAGCGUUCACUACACGGCGACCGUGUCGACGCCCGAUGUGCCUGACCAGAACCGGAGACGGUCUUCGGCCUACCACGAGGACCGCCCAAUUACCCCGGCGCAGGCCUUUGCCCAGUACCAGGAGCAGCUGGCCGAGAAGGAGGCCAGCGGGCGCGUCAACAACUUCCUGCCUCUGUCCGAGGACAAACCCACGUGGAUCAGCCACCAGCCGCACCUGCGGACCGAGCGCGAGCGGCCGUCUUCUGCCCGGCGGUUCCCCAGCCGCGAUGUGUGGGAGGAUGCGCCAGAGAGCCUCUGCUACGAGGCGACCAUCUCCGGAUCGCCGACGGAGGACAAGAAGCCGGACAUUCCUGCCCGGCCCGCGAAGAAGCCGUCUCAGACGUCGGAGCCGCCUAGCAUCCCCGAGCGUCCGCAGGCUCGGCAGGGGAGCGGCGACGACUCCGCCAAGGUGCGGCCGCCCGUGUCCGACAAGCCGAAGCCUCAGAUCCCUCCCCGGCCCACUAAGAGCUCAUCGGGAGAUUCGAAGGACGGCUCCUUCUCGAAGCCGAAACCGCCGGUGCCUAGCCGGCCAGCGGGCAGCAAGAUUGCGGCGCUGCAGGCGGGCUUCAUGAGCGACCUGAACAAGCGGCUCCAGCUCGGACCGCAGGCGCACAAGAAAGAAGAGGUCGCGAAGGAGGAGGAACCCGUCGAGGAAAAGGAGAAGGCACCCCUGUCGGAUGCGCGAAAGGGUCGUGCUCGCGGUCCCCAGCGGAGAGCCCCAGCCAAGAGCCCGGCUGCAGCUCCUGCUGCAGCCGCGCCGACAUUAUCCUUCUCGCUGCCGCAGGUGUCGUGGUCAAUUGACCCCGAGGGCGGCGACAUUGAUAUCGGUGGCGAGGCGGAGGCCGAGCCUGGGGUGCCAAAGGUCGAGUCCCUCGUGUCAAGUCCGGAAAAGACGGUACCUGAGGAGCUCCCUGAGGCCCCUCUGGUCGAAGAGCCCCCGGCCGUGAGCAUUGCCGCGGAGCCAAAGGAGCCUGAAGAGACGGCCAAGGUGGCUGAGCAUGUGCCUGAGCCGGAACUCAAGCAGUCCGAGCCGAAGAUGCCUGUCGAGACUGCAAACCCGGAUGGGCCGCUCAAGGAGGAGACCUUGGCGGCCAACAUGGCGGGCGAGAGCAUUUUGGAAGCAACGGUCAAGGAGGAAGACGGCGGUAAUGAGGUUGAGCCGGUCGAGGUACACGAUGACGUGAAGCCGUAG
This is a messenger RNA of Purpureocillium lilacinum, 2721 nucleotides long. RefSeq lists its product as uncharacterized. Lineage: Eukaryota; Fungi; Ascomycota; Sordariomycetes; Hypocreales; Ophiocordycipitaceae. The record is from RefSeq and is a predicted model, not a curated record.